AUGGCCGUUCCAAAAGCAGGCGUCUGGUGUCCAGCAGUGACUUUCUACGACCCCAAAACCGGCCACGUAGACCUGGCCGCCCAGAAGCAAUUUUUCUCCUACCUCUCCACAACCGGGCUGGCAGGCCUCGUAAUCCUAGGAUCAAACGCUGAAGCCUUCCUCCUGACACGCGAUGAGAAACUGUCCCUGAUGAAAGCCGCCCGGGAGGCCGUUGGUCCCGACUACCCGCUGAUGAUGGGCGUUUCGGGGUUCUCCGUCGCGCAGGUGCUGGAGAACAUCGAGGAUGCGAAGAGCUGUGGAGCGAACUUUGGUCUGCUCCUCCCGGCUGCGUACUACGGGCCUGCGACGUCGAAAGAGGUGGUUCUGAAUUUCUACAAUGAGGUCGCGCAGAAGAGUGAUCUGCCGAUUGUCAUAUACAACUUCCCCGGUGUGUGCAACGGUGUGGAUCUCGAUUCCCCUACCAUCGCCGAGCUCGCGAAACGUAACCCUGGCAAGAUCGUUGGUGUGAAGUUGACGUGUGGGAGUGUAGCCAAGAUCACCAGACUUGCUGCCGAACUUCCAUCCGACACAUUUGCUACGUUUGCGGGACAAGCGGAUUUCCUGGUCGGUGGGCUCGCAGUCGGGAGUGCGGGAUGUGUGUCUGCAUUCUCGAAUAUCUUCCCCAAGACGAUCUCCAAGGUCUACGAUCUAUACACGAGCGGGAAGAAACAGGAGGCACUCCACUUGCACCAGAAGGCGGCGCUCGCGGAGAGCCCAGCCAAAGCCGGUAUCGCCGUGGUCAAGUACGGCGUUUCGCAGUACAGCGCCGUUGCGGCUGGGAUUGAGGAUGCAGAGCAGAAGCUGAAGCCCCGGAGCCCGUAUCUACCUGUGGGCGAGGCGGUGCAAAUAAGUGUGAGGAAGGGUAUGGAUGGGUUGUCGGAGAUUGAGAAAGCAAUCGCGUAG
This is a messenger RNA of Dothidotthia symphoricarpi CBS 119687, 942 nucleotides long. Its product is annotated as aldolase. The record is from RefSeq and is a predicted model, not a curated record. Gene Ontology annotation, molecular function: 4-hydroxy-tetrahydrodipicolinate synthase activity. Lineage: Eukaryota; Fungi; Ascomycota; Dothideomycetes; Pleosporales; Dothidotthiaceae. Bases 1 to 942 code for a protein of 313 amino acids. The transcript has a single exon.